GUGUCCACAAGGGCGAUGCCUUGACACUGUGUUUAGUUGGAAUGACAUAAUAAGUGCCAAAUAUUUGGUGACUCAACCUCACAGUAAAAAGCACACGUUUUCCCAUAUAUCCAUAUAUUGGGUUAGCCUGCUUCUUUAUAUUAUUUGCCUUCAAAUGCCCUUUUCUCACAGUUCCUGUUGGGAUAGUGACUAUGGAAGUAUGACCGACGCGCUGGAGUUGAAGCACAUUCAAGUUGUCUGUGACAACAAUAACGUCUCGAGUGACCAAACGAUUGAGGUGAUUCCAGGGAAUGGCACUUGCUCAGACCACCUAAGAUCAGAGAGAAAUGAAGUGUCCCCUCUUCUAGUAACACCACAGGUCACUGAGAACAAUAGGGAACAGCACCUCCAUGGGGAUGGAGUCGAUAUUGACUCUCUAACUCAACCCAAGUGGCAAAGGGAGCUGCGGAGGGUCAAGAGAGAACUGAAUGAGGUGGUGGUGUGGAAACUCAAACUAUGGACAUUGCUACUUCUAAUCUUUAUUGCCAUUGCUCUGGUUAUUGGGAUCUCAAUUAUUGUGUGUGCAGUUGUUCAUGACGAUGAGGAUGAAAAAUAUGACAAAUCAUCAUUUGUGGUGGCACGCUUCUUCAGAGGAAAUUUUACUCUGGAUGCUAACAAUUUCACUUCAGACUCUCAGGAUGAAGAGACUAUGAUAGAGCUGGAACAGCAGCUGAUGGAAGUCUACAGUUCUUCUCCUGCAUUGGAGCGGUACUUUAACAGUGUCACCAUAAACAAUCUCCAAGACACUACAGCCCAGUUUAAGCUCCAGUUCAUGAUGCCUUUAGAACAUGAGGAGUUGAUACACUACACUCUGAGUCUAAAGAUGGUUAAAAAUGUGCUGCUCCAACACUUGUAUGAUCGAGACGCUGGAGACCCUUUCUAUAUCAUACCAACAUCACUCCACAUGGAAGUUGGGUAGACAUGCCAAACUUUGGAUGUUGUAAAUUGAACCUCUGGAACCCUCAUCAGAAAACAGAACAUUCCAUACAUCACAUUAUUUAAUUCGAUUGCCUUCUGGACUCUUUAACAGAUCUCUUAAUAAUAUUAAUUAUCCACCAUUAAUAAUUAUCUCAGUCUUUAUGGGUUCAUUUCAAAAUAGCAUUGCAGUAGGUCAGUGUUCAUACAGUAUGUUUUACACAAUUUAU
This is a messenger RNA of Sinocyclocheilus anshuiensis, 1184 nucleotides long. RefSeq names its product TPA-induced transmembrane protein-like. The transcript has 9 exons. Lineage: Eukaryota; Metazoa; Chordata; Actinopteri; Cypriniformes; Cyprinidae. The record is from RefSeq and is a predicted model, not a curated record. Bases 155 to 958 code for a protein of 267 amino acids.